GUGACCUCUGUACAAGCACUGAAAUCAGCAGGUCGCUGUACAAAGCCGAAUAUUAUGGUUUUUGAUCGUUUGAAGUGACCGGUGGUGAAUUACGUAGUCUAUACGGAGCUGCCCGCAACUAACUGUUAGAAGGUUUCAAGUGUCGUAUUGGAGAAACGUUUUGAGUCACUGGAGUGAUGGAGAGAGUUUCCUGUCGCUUGGCCGUGUAUCUACAAUAACUUUAACGUUAGGUGUUAUUGAUAAGGGCACUGUAUGUGUUAGGUUUCGGACCCUGCUGGGUACAACAUUUGAUUCACAGGUACAUAGCAGGCCGACGGGAUGCGUCAUACCACCAGAAUCCUUGUCGCUUUAGUACUCGGGCCUAUGCUCCAAACCCUCGCCCGCCUUGCUCUCCGACCGUCUCAGCUACAGACCGGACUGCCCCCGGAGGUGCAGUGCGCCUUGACAUUGCUGCCGCCCUAUUUGCAGCCCGUUGAGCCCUUCAACUCGAGUCUGUUUAUCACAGGGAGGUCCCGCUGGCUUGACCAGUUACUGGCUCAUCUUCCGCCUGUGGCGGGAGUGUCCGUGUUCACCGUAAGCGCCCGACCGCGCGACAGAAACCCUCGGCACAUUUUCGGAAUAUCCUCUCCCAGGGCCCUUAUACUUGUGGCGGCAGACGAGCCGAGAAUACUUAUUCAAGUGGCAUCACAACUUUACGUGCCGUACUUCACCCGCAUCAUUCUGUGGACAACCGCAAGGGACAAGCUUCCACCAGCAGCUCUCAUGGCGAUUGCCAACGCCACAUCACAGUUCUGCCUGCGAGACGUGCGUUUUGCUGUGACCGUAGGAGACGGCUCGACUCGCAUGUAUUUACGAGGGAGGUCGAACUGUGGUGAUUUGCUAGUGACGUGGAGAGAACUAGGCCGCUGGACAGCUGCGCGGGGCUGGGAUCGCCGGACCGCCGUUAUGCCCAGGCCGUGCGCUACAUGGCUUCCUCCUAAAACUGGACACCUUCCCACCCUCUUAUAUCAGAACAACACUCCCCUUCGUCCAUUAUUGAGUUCAUUCUCUAAGUCAACGAACCCGGGCGAGCUUGUAAUGGAGGAAAUAAAACAGUCACUUGGUGUUUGUUUUGAUACGAAAGUGAUUAACUCGAGCGACGUUCAUGGCACGAGUGAUGGACUUCGUGACAUUUUCGAAUGCCAGAGAGACAUUACAUUGUUUCGCAGCCCAAUUCAACAGUUCAUGCACCGAGGGCUGUCCAUUUUCACGUGGAGAAUGCGGGCGCUGCUCGCCGCCGUGCCAAGGGGACUGGGUCCCCAACUUGGCAUUCUUCAUAGCCUCACUUGUGCGUUUAGCGGGCCACUCUGGUGUGCAGCUGUGUCGGCCGCUGCAACUGUGUGCCUCAGCCUGUCGUGCCUCAGCCGACAGCUCCGCGCAGACUGGGUCGGCGUCGUGCUGCAAACAUUGGCGCCUCUAGUCAACCAGACCCUCGGGCCGCAGAGGUGGCGGCAGCACCGCCUUGUGUACGGCACGUGGAUACUGGCCUGCGUCGUGCUGGGUGCCGCAUACACGGGACAUUUGCGUUCCGAGCUCACGGUUACAGCUCGAGAAAGAGAAAUGAACAGCUUAGAAGAGCUAGAAACCAGCAAUCUGAAGAUUGUUGCUAGGUACGACCUAGACCUAGCUAUAGACGGGCUUGCUUCGUGGGACUACAGCAGGUUCAGUUUCCAGACUAAUGAAAUACCGCUGUCCUCUCUCCUGCGACGCGUUGUGGAGAGCCGCGACACGGCCGUUCUCAUGAGCGAGGACGAGGUUUGCUCAGCGGGCCCCCUCGGGGACAAGGUCCACCUCUUCCGGCUGACUAGCGGGUCGCUGCAGAAGACACGAUUCUUGACGACUGUCGGCUCUCCAUUCGAGAGACAUCUCAUCAAGACUCUGGGGAGGUUGCGGGCUGCGGGCAUCCACUCCCGAUGGCUAGUCGUCCAUCAGCGCAAGCUGGCCGCUCACUUCGGCACCCCUCAGUCCUUCCAAAGUUUCCUGGAUGACUUCGAUAACCGGUGGCCUGCAAUUGCACGCUCCGUACGUGCCCUGCAGUGGACAGAGGUGCAACCCGCUUUUAUCGUUCUCGGAGCUGGACUGCUCGUGGCGGCCACAGCGUUGGGCUUCGAGCUGUGUCUGGAUACUUAGACAUAAGGGGGGUAGGGAUGAGGACGAGGGGGACACCACUCGCGUAAUGCUGUGUACAGAUGGAAGUGUAAUCUCUAUGUAAUCCGUGUCAUACUUAACUAAAUUAGGAAAAAAUGAUGACUAAAUAUCAAUUAAUUAUCCAAAUUCAAUAUGGUUUUAGCCCCAGAUAUUCAACAAAUUUUGUUAGAAAUCCGUCGAAAUUUUCGUGUCAUCCCUGUAAUCACAUAUUCCUGUGUACAUCCUAAAUCAAAGUGGUGGCCCCCGCGGAUAAGGAAGUAUUCUUGAAAGACAUGUGCUGCAUCCAUUACAGAGCCAUCGACGGUUAGCUGCCGACUACUGAAUUUAACACAAAACAAUUUUUCAGUGAAUUUUUACGAUUUUUGCGAUAUUUUAAUGAGUAGUCAGACGUCGGCAUUUCUGUUUAAUUAGUUGUCUCUUUUUAAGAGAAAAACAAAAUAAAGGGAAAACUGUGCACGAACCAAGCCAUUAUUUUAUCAGAUACGUUUCGAUAUCAUGAUUUUCUGACAGAUGUGCGCGCGGUCACAGUUUUGCUGUCAGGAGAGUGCAGGUGGACAUGAUUUAUCUUCGUGCACCAACACGGCAGCUUUUUCGUACUGUGGAAACCUCCAAAACAUAUUGGAAUUCAUAGUCUUCUUUAAACGCGGUCCCUUCUGAAAUGGAUCAAUGACCAAUUAAUUGUGUUAAAUAGAGACGGAAACCUUCCAUGAGAAUUCUCAUGAACUGAUGUUUCGAUUCAACUCUCCAGACGUUUGGUAAACUCAACACUAUAGAAUUAACUGUCAACCAUGUACAUGCAUGCCUGCAGGCACGCACAAACACCUGGAAAGAAAAACAUGCGGCUUGAGACCGCAUUCAAGAUACACUACUGCAGACUUCAGUGGGCCAUCAACAUCAUGUUUUUCUUUUUUCUUUUUUCAUCAGUUUCA
Frankliniella occidentalis (western flower thrips) is the source of this 3116-nucleotide messenger RNA. RefSeq lists its product as uncharacterized. The transcript has 10 exons. The coding region runs from base 319 to 2169 and encodes 616 amino acids. The record is from RefSeq and is a predicted model, not a curated record. Lineage: Eukaryota; Metazoa; Arthropoda; Insecta; Thysanoptera; Thripidae.